This is a messenger RNA of Zingiber officinale, 2718 nucleotides long. Its product is annotated as mitotic spindle checkpoint protein MAD1-like. Gene Ontology annotation, biological process: mitotic spindle assembly checkpoint signaling; attachment of mitotic spindle microtubules to kinetochore. Gene Ontology annotation, cellular component: mitotic spindle; nuclear envelope; kinetochore. Bases 202 to 2355 code for a protein of 717 amino acids. The record is from RefSeq and is a predicted model, not a curated record. The transcript is spliced from 17 exons. Lineage: Eukaryota; Viridiplantae; Streptophyta; Magnoliopsida; Zingiberales; Zingiberaceae.
CUCCGAUGUUUCGAGGACCUUCACCUCGGCGAAUGCGGAGGGACCAGAUCGCGUGCGGUGGUCGCCAGAAUGCCUAGGGCUUCUUCGCUGCUCUACCUCGUCGCCAUCAGCGUCUCUCCCUCUCCCUCUCGCUGUCACGAAGCCGUGUGACCGACUGCAGAAACCCUAGGCUCUCCGACUGUUUAGUGCUUUCCAGAUAGGAUGAUCCUCCGGACCCCAGUCCCGAAGAAGAGAAGGCCUGAAUCGGUCGUAGAAGACCUUCAUAGCCCUGUAUCUGACCGCCGCCUUGUGCGCUACGAGGAACCUGGGCCAAUAACAGCUGUCGAACCCUCCGAUGAGAUGGUCUGCACCUACCACUGCCGCCAGAUGGUUAAGUCAGAGUUCAUGGCUGCUUUAAAUAAUGCUGAGAAGCAAGUAGCUGAGUAUCAAGCCAAAUUGGAGUUGAUGAACAACGAGUUGACUCAAAGUGAAGAUGAGAGGACCAAAUUCCGAGAUAGUAUUUUAUCAUUGGAGCAAAAACUUGAGGCGUCAAAGGGGCGUGAACAAGCUUUGCAGAAGAGAUUGUUGAAAGAAGUGGAUGAAUUCAUGGAACGGUAUAAGGAACAAGUAAAACAAUGCAGUGAACUUGAGGUGCAACUCAGUAAAGAAGUUGAUUCUCGUAAGAAAGCUGAAUUAUCAUUUACAUCAGCAAAAGAGAGAGCAACAGAUUUAGAAGGGAGGCUUCAGAGAUUAUCUGACAGUGCUGAGAGGGAGAAAAAUAUUAUCAAGGAAGAACGUCAACAUCUGCAAGAUGACUCUAAGCUCUCUGCCCGUAAAAUGACUGCUGAUCUUGAGCGCAUGACUCUCAGGGCAGAAAUUUCAGAAAGAGAAUCAGAGUUGCUAAAGAAGCAGUUGAAUGGUUUGAGGAAACAGCUAGACGAGUGUCUUUGUGAGAAGAAUGCGCUGGAGCAAAAGCUUGCAACAUAUCCCAUUCCAUCGCAGGAAAGCACUUCCUCAGAAGAUAAGAAUUUGGUCAAAUAUUUACAAGAGCAGAUCCGAGGCUAUGAGGCAGAGGUACAAGAAGCUAGGAAAUUUAAAGCAUUUCACACUAAUAGUGAGUUAUUGAAGGAAAAACUAAUACAGGAAAAAGGGCGAAGGGAAAAAGUGGAAGUUGAGUUAUCUAAAUUGCAGGAUGUGCAACUUUCUGCUCAAAAGCUGGAGCUUGAGCUUGUCUCUUGGAAAUCCUUGCUUGAAGAGCUGCCGGAUGUCUCAUCUCUCAGCGAUAUACCCAAAAAAUUUGCAGCACUGCAGAAGGAAGCAAUUCAAAAUAUGAUGGAGGUUAGUGAGUUAAAAGCACAGUUGAAACAGUUAGAGGUUGCUCUAGAGUUGGGAGAGAAUAAAAGACAACACUAUGAAAAGGAGUCUUGCUUGGAAAAACAAAGAGCUAAUAAUGCUGCUUUGGAGGCUAAAAGGCUACAGAUGAUGCUCUCUUCUGUUACGGAAGAAAGAGACAGGCUGAAGAAAGAAGCUGCUAUGCUUAGUAAACUGAAAAAUUCACAUGAAAGUGGACUACCGAAUGAAACUUUAGUCAAGGAUUUGGAGUCAUCUCUUGCUGAUCGAGAAAACACAAUCAAAGAACUGCAAACUAAUUUGCAUGAACAACAAGGAGUUGUUAAUCAUCUACAUGAUGAACUCAAGAUAUUGAGUGAACAGCUAAGUAGCGAGGCAAGAAGAGUAAAGUCGUUGGAGCGAGAGGGUGACCGCUUACGUGCUGAGAUCUCUCUUCUGGAAUCGAAGCUGGGCCAUGGGGAUUAUUCUGCUGCGAAUACAAAGGUGCUGCGCAUGGUGAAUACUUUAGCUGUUGACAAUGAAACCAAGCACACGAUAGAUUCAUUGAGAGAGGAACUGAAGAAGACACAAUCAAAGCUACAAGCCAUUGAAGAACUAAAAGGACAGUCUGAUGCUGCUAAUAUAAUAGAUGAUGGCAUACCUGAAAAGCUAGCACAACUAAAAAGUCAGAUUGCAACACUUGAGAAGCGUGAAGAGAGAUACAAAGCUGUUUUUGCUGAGAAAAUUUCCAUUUUCAGAAGGGCCUGCUGCUUAUUGUUUGGAUACAAGAUUGUUAUGGAUGAUCAGCAACGGGCUGAUGGAAUUCAUGUCACACGUUUUAUUCUACAAUCUAUAUAUGCUCAAAGUGACGAUGAAAAGCUCGAGUUUGAGUAUGAAUCUGGAAAUACCAACAUAUUGGCUAAUGACUACUCUUCUCAACCAGAAGUAGCUCAACAGAUUGAAAUAUUUAUUAAGAAGAUGAACUCGGUUCCUGCAUUUACUGCAAACUUGACAAUAGAAUCAUUCAACAAACGUACCUUGAGCUAAUGAAGGCGUUUGCAUCAAAUGUUGAUGGAAUCAUGCUAGCUGAAAGAUGUCAGUCUUUGGUUCUCACAUUACGAGGAAUACAGAAAAGCUGUUUUUUUUUUUCAAUUCUCUCGUGCAAAGACUAAGCUAGAUGUGAUUGAUAUAUGAUGAAGAAAUGAUUGGAUCCAUUGUUUUUGAUGAUCAUAGCUCUGUGGAAGAAAUGAAAGGAUCUAAUGUUUUCUUGCUUGUAUAAUAAAUCCUACCUUGGAGUAGGUGCUAUAUGGAUUAUGAUGGAUUUGCAGAUCGAAAAUUAUAUAUGUAUAUGGCGAAGUGAUGCACUAGUGUUUCAUUUCAUUGUAAUAAUCGGUUUAGCUUUGGUGUUUA